This is a messenger RNA of Plodia interpunctella (Indianmeal moth), 6488 nucleotides long. RefSeq lists its product as uncharacterized. The coding region runs from base 517 to 3309 and encodes 930 amino acids. Lineage: Eukaryota; Metazoa; Arthropoda; Insecta; Lepidoptera; Pyralidae. The record is from RefSeq and is a predicted model, not a curated record. The transcript is spliced from 11 exons.
UCCUGAUGGUUCUCUUUUGCCCUCCCAGGCCCGCGAAGUAUUGAUUUGUUUACAACUAGCUCAACUGGAGAUUUUCGAGUAUCCUAGCUAUAGCUAUAUUCUAUAACCUUGUCAAAAGCGAUUGAGAGAUAAUAUCCCUUUUUAAUUACGGCUUUCCGUGCUAAAACUUUAUCAACAAUUUCUGCUAUCAGUCCCACGCGCUGCUCCAACUUUGGACCACUUUAAAAGCCUCAAUUAUUUACGUUCGUGGCGAGUUGUUUUAUCGAUUUCACCUCCUUUCGUGCGCUGAUACGUUGGUGAAGUAUAUAAUAGCGUGCAACUCGAUAAGGAUAUAAAAAUGUGCCACAGAUCCACUAUGUGUGUCAGUGCAUAUGAUUUUUCCAAAGUAGGUCAGACGUGCAAGAACGCGGUCCCAGCGAUGAAAACUGACAUGGUUAUGAUUUAAAAAGUGCAUGAAAGAUCAAUAGUCAUGUAUGGGUUGUUGAUUGUUGGAUUACAGGCCGACAAUAAGGUAGAAUGGAUAGCGGCAGGCUGGAGGCGGUCCCCAAUGGGACUGUGCACUUGGACACAGUAAGAGCAUUGCAUCAAACUGUAGUUUCAUUGCGGACUGCAUUGGAAGUGUCUAAGAAUGAACUGAGAGCUUUAAAACAGAAGUAUGAGCAGCAUUCUCAGUGUACAGAGUAUGCUGAUGUAAUACAGAAAUUGACUAUUGAAAAUCAUAUAUUGAGACGCAAGAUAAUAGACUCGGGUUGUGAAGAUAGAGAGUCUCCAGCACAAAAUAUAAAAUUACAAGUGACUUACAGCCCGCGGCCACAAAGUUCAUUGGAUCGGUCUAUCGGUGAUGAAGUGGUGAUACAGACUGCUACGACAGAUGUCAAAGGCUCUGUAGAAGCAGAAGUUCCUGUGGAAGAAGAAGAAAGUCCUGUUGACACAGAAACAGAAGAGCCUCUUAAUGAAAUAGAAAUAUUCUGUUCAACAGAUAAUUUAAAUCAGCCUGAAGUUAGCUUUGCUGAAAUAGUCCCAUCUCCAGAAGUUGAUGUGAGUGCAGAAAUAAGUCCUCACAACAACACAGAAAUUGAAGAAAUACAUAGUCAAAUAACUACAUACCCCAAAGAAAGUAUUGAUACCCGUCAGCCAAGUUUCAAAACAAAAUUGGAGCUUCUUUCAAAAUUUGAUGUUAGAAUCAAAGUGAAGAGUGCGAAAGAAGGUGUAAUAAUAUCCAGUACAACAUCUGAGAGUGGAUCUACUGCUACUGAUGAGAAUAAAGGAAAAGAGGACAAAGAUAAGGCUAAGUUUGAAUUUGAGGAAAGAAGGGAACAUUUUGAAAACACUGAGGGUGUAGGCGGCAAGGUUAAUUUGAAAUCAGUGGCUACUGAAAGCAUUAAAAUGGCAGUGCCGAAUGAAAGUGAGGCUAAGAACAAAGUGGACAAAUUUAAUGUUCAGGUGAGGAUCACUUCAGAAGAGAAUUUAGUUGUGAAGGAGAAUGUUGAGAGGAGCAGACGCAAGGACACACUCAACUUGGAUGUAGAUGACUUGAGUCUGAGGUCCCUGUCAGAAGGUGACAACUCAGUUUUUUCCGAGGGCGGCGCGACGCCGAUGAAUCCGGCAGCAGAAGACAAGUGUGACCCCGAGGCUGGCAGCGGCAACGAGUCGGAGGAGGUCGACGAUAUAGAACUUAUAUUCACCACUGAUGAGUCCAAGGAUAUGAGCAAUUUACAGGAAGACCUUGUCUCUAUAAGGGAGACAGACCACUGGACGCCAGUUACCACAUCGACCACUCACUCCACUCCAGUACUCAUCAAAUUCCACACCCUCGAUCCAGACUUCCAGCCGGGAGGCGAAACUUCCGAGAAUGCUGAAAAUGAGAAUCAAGAAAACCGUAGCUUGCAGCUCACUGAGUCCUUAAAGAAACGGGUUUCACUGCCAUCUGAUAAGGAUAUACGCCAUGUAGCCUUCAAUGGCAAAAGUCUCGAUCUACCAGGGCGAGGCAUACUGAAGAGUUGUGACAACAAGUCUGACAACAUGUUGUACAAGAGGAGCCCGAAUACAAGUACUAAGAGAUUAGACAGUGUUGACAGUUUGACUUGCGAAUACAAUCGAGGCUUGAGCUUCGAUAACACCAAGUCUUCGAGCUUUGAGCUCGGCUCCAGUAUGGAUAUUCUCCAUAGAGACGAGAGCAUAGACAACUUUCAUAAGACACAUCAUUUAGGGCACCGAUUUUCUGUGUUUGCUGAAUCGGAUAUUUCGAAGUGUGGGAUUUCUGAAGAAGACUUGACCGGAAAUUUAAAUGUGAGGAGGAACACUUGCCCUAAUCCUUUUCAAUACAGAGCGCCGUUGCUUAUUGGUCCAUCGCGCGGCGUCCCUCUGAAGCCCGCGCCGCGGCGGCCCGCGGCGGCGCCGCGGCGCGACAGCGCGGCGCAGACGCUGCUGUCCGCGCUGCCGCCGCGCUGGAGCUCCGAAGGAUAUCUCGCACAUAAGAUACCACUCACGAGCGGCGCGCCGACGCUGCCGCAGCGCGUGACGGCGGCGCCCAGUGUGAACACUGCCGCGUCACGCAGACUGACGGUUCCUAACGCGCGACGCCCGCCCGUCUUGGCCGAGGACGAGCGGCGGGUGUUGCUGAGUGACAUUGGAUUCACUUCGAUGGUUCCGGAGCUGUCUCGCUCAGCAGAUCCAGUGUGGGCACUGGCCAAGAGGCCCUCACAAACUGACUCGCCUAUAUCUAACUCUACGUCCAAAUUCCUGUCGCGCGGCUCGUCGUGCCGCUCGCCGAGCGCCAGCGUGGACCGCAGCUACGACUGGACGCCACACGCCGGAUACACACCGCACACUAGACUGGAUUACCGUCCGUGGCGGAAUUCCCUCCCGGACGUGCGUCGCGACGAUACUGAGGAGCUGCUGUGGGAGGCUGAGAGGUUCGUGCGAGGGUCUAUCGAGAACUUACGAGCUACGUCUUUGGAUUUGGAGGCCGCCCCAGGGUCCCCGGGUGGGGUGGGAAGCCGUGCCCUCAUAGCUGGCGGCUCUCAGCCCUACAUCCCUUCAGAGCCGCGCCAACUGAGACUGGGACACACGGUCAAGCUGAUAUCGCCGCAAGGACGCGUGUUGGUGGGGCGAGUGAGGUACGUAGGUUUGGCGGGCAGCAGUGCGGCCACGAGCAGCGUGGUGGUGGGCGCGGAGUGCGCCAGCGCCGGCGCCGGCCGCGGCCGCAACGACGGCACUCACCGCGGCCGUCGGUACUUCCUAGCGGCGCCGCAUUGCACUGCGCUCUUUGUGCCCUUCAACAAGAUCGUCAUGGCUUGGCCCAACUAACAAGACAUAGGUAUGAUUGUGAAUCUUAUUACCAAGUGACAAAGUUGAAUAUUCAAUGACAUUAAAGUGGCCAUAAUACAACGGGAAUCUGCAUAGGUGUGUUUGUGAAUCUUAUAACCAAAACGCAAGGUUGAAUAUCCAAUGACAUUAAAGUGGCCAUAAUGUAAUGGAGUUCUGGAUAGAUUUAUUUGUGAAUCUUAUUACUAAGACUCAAGGUUGAAUAUUCAAUGUCAUUAAAGUGGCCAUAAUCUAACGGGGUUCACAAAGACAGGCGUCAUUUCGCGCGCCAAUUUUAGGCCUAAAAAGCAUGUACAUGUUUUUCCAAGGCAUAGGCAAAAUGAUAAUCUUUGCUCAUGAAAUUUAUUAGGAAAUAGAUCUAAUUUUACUAUGAAUAAGGGAAAAAAGUAUGUCCCAAUGAAAUUUGCGUCUCGUUUAAUAGUGAUUUAAUGUAUUAUCGAAAUAUAUGUCAUGCAAGUUGUAUGAUCUGUGGUGUUAUAUGUCCAGAAAAUAUUAUACAACUAUAAAUAUAGAAUUUCUACCUAGGACUGGUUAGAGUGAGCCCUGCUUCACAAAUAUUUCACUCUUGUAAAUGUAUUUAAACUCAUGCGCAAAUAGCGGUGUUAUGAAGAUUCGCGCAUGCGUCUAUUUGUUUAACAUUGUGCCAACUCCACACUGUCGCCGAACUCAGGCACAUGCCGACGUGAAUGCGUGAACAUUGCGGAGUUAGUAUGAGUGUUUUUAUUCACCGCAAUAAGAAACCCGCAAUGUAUACCGCAUCCGCCAAAGUUUAGCGAACUGUUCGACGACAGUGUGGAGUCGGCAUUGAAGUGUGCAUACACUGACAGAAUGUGUUCGUUUCUUAUCGAAUGUGUUUUUGCUACUUUCGACUUUUAUGGACACGUACCGCCAUCUAGUGGCAAGCCUGUUAAAAUAUCAAGUUGGGUUGCCUUUUCAGCUUACCCCAACAUUUUAAAAUUAUAGUCGAAAGUCGACUUAAUUGCAUCUGGCUUAAGGUGUAUUAGAUAAUAUUUCUUAGUACUAUGUAUUGCACGGAAAAUGAACAUGUGUAUAGAUCUUUAUAUUAAAAAGAGUAUAUCUUUUUGUAGGUUGUGGUAAAGUGGAACUAAUGAUUUAUUGAUGUAAAAAUAACACAAACUUUCCAUUAUGCCUAAUAUAUAAGUAGUAAAUAUAUUUAUUGGUUGAAAAAUACUUAAAUAACCAUCAAGGUUCUUGAGUAAGUGCUAAUUGAAACGGCCUAUUACCAAAGAGAUAAUAUAUUUAGACCAAAGAAAAACGAUAAAAAGUAUAAACCAAAUGUAUUUUCUAGUCAUAAUUUAGGAAUGUAGUAAUUUUUAUGACCAUGCGAAGUCAUAUUAAUAUUGCGACUAAGUAGAAAAAGUGAAAAAAAAAUUGUAUUAUAAUAACAAUUUCAAGUAGAUUGGUUGUCUGUGGUAAAAAAAUGCUUUCGAAAAUCGGGUUUUUUAAGCACAGUCGGGUUUUUUCCACAGGCGUGGAAGAUAAAACAAAUUCUUUUUCUUCCAACUAUAUGGUUUUAACAAUUCCUUUAGUUAUAUACACAACAUAUCUUUGUGUUGGCGAUGGGAAGUGUUCUGAGCAAGUAGAUAUUGUUUAGGCUAAUUUUAUGCAUAGUUGAUGUGUAUAAAUGUAAGCCUUGAAGGCAUAUGUGUUAUUUGUCUCUUUUCUUCAUAUCCUCAUUGAUAUAAAGCCGAAAGGGACAGAUAUUAAUCUUUUAACUUUUAAUGUUGGAAUGUUAUUCAAAAUCGACGAUCUCUUUCGUUAAUUUAUUAUUUUUAUCUGUGUGAUCUUAAGUGUUGAUACCUGAUUGUCGUCUCUAGGUCUAGUCGAUAUGGUAGUUUGCGCUAAACGUCACCAAAAAUUAAUAUAUUAUAAAAACAUUAGCAAUAUAUAGUAUACGGCCUAUUGGUUAUUGUAAAGUUUUUGAAUGAUCCAAUCUCAAUUCGAUUUGAAUAUUUGGGUCAGAACUGUAAAAUUAGAUGAGAAACAUAAAAAAGCAUUUGAAUCAAAUAUCCGGAAAAAUGUUGGUUCGUUUCGAUAGGUAAUUAAUAAUGUUUAUUGCUUAAAAUAAAUAAUUCGUAGUUCCAUCUAGUAUGUUAUAAAUAUAAGCUUAUAUUUCUUUAGUUAGUUGUCACUUGCUCACGACUCUUGAAACUUGGUGCUCUUCAAUAUUUUAAUUUUAUGUCUAUUUAUACUAUAAUUUGAUGCAUUUUUACUUAAAAUCCAUUUGUGUAUUCAGUGGUAUGUUUUAUAUAUAUAGCUUUCAAAGUAGUUAUUGUUAAUGUACAAAAAAGUACACUACGUCAUUUUAAAGUCAAUUUACAAAUGUGAAUUGUAACUGGUGAUAUAGACGAAUGAUGUCACUCUCAAAAUUUAUGGUCAAUCCAAUAUAUAUUGCUUCAUGUCUAUGCACAAAAAUGAUCUCUUUAUAUAUCCUUGUUCGCAUGUACAAUCAACGAAAGUUUUAUCGCGUUUUUACUAAAGAAAUCAGUCUGAUACAGAAAUAUAUUUUUAUUAUACACAUUUUUCUGUAGCAUUUUUAUUAUUAUUAUUAUUUAUAACUAAAAUAUUUUCUGUUGGAUGUACAUGAAACAACAUAUCGUAGCUUGAGCUAUAUUUUCAUAAUAUAAAAUACCCUAAUACAAUGCUUGAUAUUGAUAAUACAAUAUUAUAUUCGAAAUGUAAUACAAAAAUAUACAAUUAUUACUACAAUAUAGGCUUUGAAUUAUAUAUGCAUUUUAAAAAUUUACACGUUAUUUAGUUUUCAAAGUAUUUUAGUAUCAAUAUUAAAAAAUGUGAAAAUAAUUUUUGUUAUUUAAAUUUAUAUUAAUGAUUCAUCAACAAGGGCCAGGAAGGGUAUAUAUUACUGCAAAAAGCACAUACGAUGUGAUUGUGUGAUAGUGUCUUAUUAGAUAACGGUUUCUAAUAAUUAGGUAUUGAUAAAUUGAGAUCUGUUUUGGAAUACCCAAUUUUUUUUACAUCACUCCCAUUCCAAUACUAGCCUAUUCAUUAUUUAUUAAUCAAUAUUUCAGUAUUUUUAAUAAAUACUGAAAUAUUUAUUCAGGGCAUUUGGCAAAAGAUUUUAAUUUAAAAAAAUUGGAUUCCAAAUGCAAAAUUUAUAUGAUUUGGGUAUUCUAAAAGUC